Solenopsis invicta (red fire ant) is the source of this 2698-nucleotide messenger RNA. RefSeq names its product protein catecholamines up (gene Catsup). Lineage: Eukaryota; Metazoa; Arthropoda; Insecta; Hymenoptera; Formicidae. Gene Ontology annotation, biological process: intracellular zinc ion homeostasis; zinc ion transmembrane transport. Gene Ontology annotation, molecular function: zinc ion transmembrane transporter activity. The record is from RefSeq and is a predicted model, not a curated record. Gene Ontology annotation, cellular component: membrane.
CACGUAGACAGUACGUGGUUUAUAUGACGUGUUCUGUUCACGGAUCUUCCUCUAAUUGUACCCACGCUUCCGUAGGCACGCAUGUCCACGCCACAUCUACGAGUGAACGUUUCUCGACCGUACCAGCGAAAUCGCAAAGGGGACCAUGAUGACCGGAGAUAACCGGCGAGCCACCGUGCACAGAUGGAUAUCGAGGAUCAUCGUCGCCACUUUCCUCGCUCUCAUCAUUUUAAAUCUGCCAACGAUCUGCGAAAGCCAUGACUCCCACGAGUUGCCGAGUUACAAAUAUUCCAAGGAAGCCAACGAGAUCCACUCGAAUGAACAUCACGAUCACCAUCACGAUCACCAUCAUCAUCAUCAUCAUCAUCACAGUCAUGAUCACGAUGAUCAUCCACUUCAUGAACACUCUCAUUCGGCACAAGCAAACGUUCCGCGUAAGGAGCAUAAUGAUAUUAUUUUAAGAGCCAUUGGGUCGACCUUGGUCAUUUCUGCCGCACCUUUCUUCAUAUUGUUUUUUGUGCCACUGGACAAUACCAAGCAACGCGAGUCGCUACUCAAGAUCUUGCUAAGCUUCGCAUCUGGUGGCCUACUGGGUGACGCGUUCCUUCAUUUGAUUCCACAUGCGAUGACUCCUCAUGCUCAUGACUCUGAUUCAGAAGUGCAUUCACAUUCCCAUAGCCACCAGGAUGAAUCGGGACAUCACAAACAUGACAUAUCCAUUGGUUUAUGUGUAUUGUUAGGGAUAAUAAUGUUUCUAAUGGUGGAGAAGGCAGUGCGCAUUAUUAAGGGUGAUCACAGUCAUUCACAUAUUCAUCAUGAUUCUCAAGAGAAGAAAGAUUUAUCAUCAGAGAAAAAAGAGAAGAAAGAGGAGAAGAAAAAUAGUGGUAAAGCAAUUUCCAAGGUACACAAAGCACCUAAGAGCGAUAUCAAGAUUGCUGGCUAUCUGAAUCUGGUAGCAGACUUUCUGCACAACUUUACAGAUGGUCUAGCUAUAGGAGCCAGUUACAUGGCUGGAAAUAGCAUUGGUUAUGUAACAACAGUUACAAUAUUAUUACACGAGAUUCCACAUGAAAUUGGUGAUUUUGCCAUUCUAAUACAAAGUGGAUACAGCAAAAGAAAGGCAAUGAUGUUACAAUUAAUCACGGCUAUAGGAGCUUUAUUAGGAACUUUUGUUUCUUUGUUAGCAGAAGGAAUGGGUGAUUUUGCAACAAAAUGGAUUCUUCCCUUCACAGCAGGAGGCUUUAUUUACAUUGCAACUGUUUCUGUAAUACCAGAACUUUUAACUGCCACUAAGCUUUGGCAAUCAGUUAUGGAGAUAACUGCACUUCUUUUUGGAGUGUAUAUGAUGGUUCUUAUAGCAGAUUUUGAAUAAGGAAUACAUUUAGUAUAAAAUAAGCCGUUUUGUUAUAAAAUUUUCAUUUGAUUCAUUUCAUUCUUGCUCAUUAAGUUCUAAGAAAAUUGUAACAGCGCAGGGAAAGAAAAAAGAAAUUGGUUUUUAAAACAAUUAAGUUGGAUUAAGUAGGAAUUGUUGCAUUUAUAUUCAUCUUGGGAAAGAACAAGAUCGUAAAAUGAACUGGAUUGUGAAGUGUAUAAAAAAAAAAUGAUCUUUUAUAAUACUAUUAAUUUUAUAUUAAGAAAAAAAACUCAGUGAUUUUGUAAAAUAUAUAUUUAGAUAUAAAAAGAUCAUACGAUCUGUAUACUGCAAAAUAAUGUUGCAACAUAGAUUUGUUGAAUGCAACUGAACAGUAUGUUUGGUAUAUUUUUAUUACAUAAAGUAAUGACUUCAUAUACGUAUAUAUUUGUUUCUAUAUAUUUUUUGGAUCAUUAAUUCAAUUAUUUUUUUAGUCCACAUGUGUGCAACUAUAUUUAAUAAAUGGUUGAUAUAUAGUUAGAAAAAUUAUAUUUUAUAAUUUUAUAUAAUUAUUAUCAAGAUAAGUCUGAAGUGUAUAAUUAACAUUUAUCAAGAUUAUUAUAAAUUACAUAUAGAAGUACUUAAUUUGCUUUUUAUAUUUGGAGUGCCUAAAAUAAGAAAAGAUAUUGUCUGAGAAUACAAAUCCAAAUAUCUGAAUACGUACAUGUUAAAGGCCUGAUUGCAUCGACGUUAUUUUGACUUAAAUAUGUGUUUGUAUUUAGAAAGAUUUAGACAAAUACAUGUUUUUAAAUCUCGCUUAAAGCCAAAAUAACAUUGGUGCAACCAAGUCUAAAUAAGAAUGAACUUAACUCUCUUUAUUGCUCAUUAUACAGUGCUACAUCAUUAUGCUAGUUAUACAAUAAACCUUGUGAAUUUUUAUUUAUAACAAAGCCUAAAUAUAUUCUUUACGUAAUUAUUUUUUAUAAUAAAAAGAGAAAGAAAGAAUGUCUUAUUUCAAAGAAAUAUAUAAUUAAUGUAUUAAGUACUUCUUCAAUUAUUUAUCAAUAUAAUGUAAUAUAUUUGCGAACAGACACAAAUGACAUAUGAUAAAUGCUAAACAGUUGUACAUCUGUUUACAUAGCUUAUAAUUCAAUACUUUUGAGUUUAUAAUCAGAUAUUAAUGUACAAAUUCAUAAAAAUGAUAUGAAAUUGCUAUAAAAUAUGUUUUUCCUAAAAUAGAUGCGUUAAUGAAUAUACGUUGAUGCUACCAGAUUGAUAUUCUUUGUUAUAAGAUACUUUGUAAAGAUAAUAACUGUAAAUACAGUCUACAAUGUAUCAAAAUAACAA